AUUACUGGAAAUCUGCUGGUCACCAAAGCCUCCGCCUUGCCUUCGCUGCGAAGCCUGGGGGUCGUGGUUCCAGACUGCCACCUGGUGGCAGCGUUCCCGAUCUACGAUGCAGCUUCUACUUUCCUCGAGGCGGCCGACCACCGAGACGCGGCGUCCGUUUCCCAGAGCGACCCUAAGGCGUCUUCCGCCGGGAUCCGGGAGGAGGGCACGUCACUUCCUGUCGGGUUUCGGUCGGCUGGGCAGGAGCAGCAGGCGGGGCCUGGUCAUGCAGGCUGCUGUUGGGCAACGCUGAGGUCUUAGUUGUGGCACUCGGGAUCUUCGUUGCCACCUGCGGGAUCUUUAGUUGCGGCAUUCGAACUGUUAGUUGUGGCAUGUGGGAUCUAGUUCCCUGACCAGGGAUUGAACCCAGACCCCCUGCACUGGGAGCGUGGAGUCUCAGCCACUGGACCACCAGGGAAGUCCCAGUUUGCUUCUAAUUUUGUGGUGUCUUGUACAGAAGGUUUUUUUGAUGGAGUAAAAUUAAGCAACUUUUCCUUUAUGGAUGGUGUGUUUUCUGUAUUGUUUCCUUAUAAUAGCUGUAAACAUUUUAAAGAAACAUUUAGGCCUUCAGCCUGUCUGAAAUAUAUUUUUUUGUGCCAUGGAAGGCAGGAUCUAAUUUUACUUCCCUGUGGAAAUUCAGUUGUGCCAGCUUCAUUUAUUGAAUGGUGCAUUGCUCUUAACAUUGCAAGUGUGUCAUUAAUAUAUGCGUGGAUCUGUUCCAUUAUCCUCUUUCCUGUGCUCUUACAAUCAGCCCUCUGUAUCUGUGGGUUCUGCAUCUGUGGAUUCAACCAACUGGGGAUUGAAAGUGUUGGAGGAAAAAAAAUUGCAGAAAGUUCCAAAAAGUAAAACUUGGAUUUGCUACACCUAGCAACUUUGUAUAAAUUUUUAUUUAUUUAUUUGUUUAUUUGUUUAUUUAUGGCUGCGUUGGGUUUUCGUUGUUGCGCGCGGGCCUUCUCUAGUUGCGGUGAGUGGGAGCUACUCUUCAUUGUGGUGCGCAGGCUUCUCGUUGCGGUGGCUUCUCUGUGUUGCGGAGCACAGGCUCUAGGCAUGCGAGCUUCAGUAGUUGUGGCACGCGGGCUUUAGAGCGCAGGCUCAGUAGUUGUGGCACAUAGGCUUAGUUGCUCCGUGGCAUGUGGGAUCUUCCCUGACCAGGGCUCGAAUCCAUGUCCCCUACAUCAGCAGGUGGAUUCCUAACCACUGCGCCACCAGGGAAGACCCACCUGGCAAGUCUUUACAUAGUAUUUCCAUUGUAUCUACAACUAUUUACAUAGCAUCUACAUUGUGUUAAGUAUUGUAAGUAAUCUAGAGAUGAUUUAAAGUAUACGGGGGAUGUGUAUGUGUGUGGGUUAUAUGCAAAUACUAUGCCAUUUUAUAUAAGGGAGUUGAAUAUUUUUAGAUUUUGGUAUCCUAUUGGGGUCCUGGAAUCAAUUCUGCAUGGACACCUAGGGACAGCUGUAUCUCACUUUUAUUACCACAGCCUUAUAAUAAGACUUGACAUCUGGUAGGGCAUGGCUCUGCCUUAGUUCUUCUUUGGCAUUGCCUUGGUUAAUCUUAGAUCAUUACUCUUGUGAUAUUUAGAGUCAUUUUGGUCAGAUAUCAUGAUAUGUCCCGUUGCAGUUUUGCUUGUACAGAAUUAAUAGAUUCAUUUGGGGAGAACUGACAUUUUUGUGAUAUUGAGCCCUCCUGUUUAUGAACGUUGUCUUUUUCUCCAUAGGUUUUGUUUUUUUAUGUGUGUGUCCUUCAAUGAAGUUUUAUCAUCUUGUCCAUAAAGUUACAUUUGUUUUGUUAGAUUUCGUAGGUGCUGUAUAGUUUUUGUAGCUGUUAGGAAUGCUGUUUUUUUGGUUGCUGAUUGUUAGUAUAUGGGAGUAAUAUUAAUUAGUCUAUUGAUCUUGUAUAUGGCAAUCCUGUUGAACUUUUAUCAUCCCAACACUAGGUUGAUACUCUCGGAUUUUCUAUGUAGGUUGUCUUUUUUCUUCUUCUUCUUUUUUAUUUUGGUUGCGUGGUGGCAUGUGCAAUCUUAGUUCCCCAACCUGGGAUCUAAACCCGUGUCCCUUGCAGUGGGAGCACGGAGUCCUAACCACGGAACUGUAGCUUCUAUUUCUUUUUCUGUGACUUAAUGCAUUGGCUAGGGUCUUUGGUACACUGUUACAUAGCAGCUGGGUGAGGGAGCAAGCAUCUGCCUCUUGUCGCUGACUAAUGCUAAUGCUUCUGUUGUGUUCCCUUAGCGUUGUUAUGAAACAGACUUGAGUGCUAGGAGUGCCAGGGUCUUGGCCUGCACUCUGAGAACCACCACUCUUAAUGUGUGGUAUGUAGAGUUGUGUUCCCUUUUUUGUUCUUAAUAGUAUUUCCUUUCCCACCUUUUCCCCUUCCCCACAUUGGACUUGCCAGACAUUUGUGUAUUUUAUUAGCAUUUUCAAAGAACCAAGUUUGAGAUUAUUUUCUGUUUCUUUAAACUGUGUUUAUUUUUUUUCAUCUUCUUUCCUUGAAUUGCUUUCUUAUCCUGUGCCUGGUUUCUUGUUGAACGCUUAGAUUAUUAUUUCAAUCUCUUUGUUAAAAUAAGUGCAUUAAGGUUUCCCUUAGGUAGUCUCUGUUUCCAUUUCCACCUUAAUUUCCAUUUCUAUGUUUUUCUUGAAGGGGGGGUUCUUUUUUAAAUCACAUAUUUCUAGUGGAACAACAAUAUGAAAGUUUGCCAAAUGAUAUCAGCCUUUGGAACUUUUUGUGUUUUUUUAAUAUAUAUAUAUAUAUACACACACACACAUAUAUAUAUAUACACACAUAUAUAUGUAUAUAUAUAUAUACACACAUUUUUUAAGAUUUGUUUAUCAUUAUUAUUAUUUUUUUGUGGUAUGCGGGCCUCUCACUGCCGCGGCCUCCCAUGUUGUGGAGCACAGGCUCCGGAUGCGCAGGCUCAGCGGCCGUGGCUUGCAGGCUCAGCGGCCGUGGCUCACGGGCCCAGCUGCUCUGCAGCAUGUGGGAUCUUCCCGGACCGGGGCAAGAACCCGUGUCCCCUGCACCGGCAGACGGACUCUCAACCACUGCGCCACCAGGGAAGCCCAUAUUUUUUAUUAUUUAUUUAUUUUAUUUUAUUUAUUUUUGGGUGCGUUUGGUCUUAGUUGUGGCACGUGGGAUCUUUUGUUGCGGUGUGCGGGCUCUUUGUUGUGGCGUGUGGGCUUCUCUCUACUUGUGGUGUGUGGGUUUUGUCUUCUAGUUGUGGCGCGCAGGCUCCAUGGCGUGUGGACUAAGAAGUUGUGGCACGCGGGCUUAAUUGCCCCGUGGCAUGUGGGCUCUUAGUUCUCCGAGCAGUGAUCAAACCCACAUCCCCUGCAUUGGAAGGCAGAUUCUUUACCACUGGCCCACCAGGGAAGUCCCUGGAAUAUUUUGAAACUUUCUUUUUUGCCUGGUGUGUGUUGUUUCUUACAAUUUCAGUGUACAUUUUGAAAAAGUGUAUUCUCUGUGCUUUAAGUAAAUAUCCUCUAUUUGAUCCACUCAUUUCUGAGGGAAGUGUGUUAAAAUCUCUCAUUCCAGGGGAGGGUUUGCACGUUUCUCUUUGGCACUGCACUUAGCUUUGGCUUUCUACGCUUCAAGGAUUUGUUUGUAGAUACACGUUUGUAAUUACAGCUUUUGGUGGAUUUUUCGUUUUAUUAAUUCCCGGUGUCUGCUUUUGUUCCUAAUAAUGAUUUUUGCUUUCAGUCUUGUUUUGAUUGGUAUAAACAUCGCUAAGGCACAUGCAGCAAAGCAUGUUCAGCUCGCAAACACCGUGCUAAGGAGAAGAAGGCAGCACGGAGUGCAGAAGGCAUAGCCCCUCUGACAGAGUCUGCAGGGCGCUGAUCUGUGCUGCCAGGAGCCCGGCAGAGGCUCUCCUGGGAGGCCGGCAAGUAGGCAGAGCCUGCAGCGGCGGCAGGGCUGCCAGGGCCUGGUUCUGUGGGCCGGGCCCCUCGAGCUGUGUGUUCGGGUUGUCAACUCUGCUGUAUAAACGUCAUACUCCAAUAAAUAGCUUUAAAGAUACAGAAAAGGUAAAUAUAGCUAUUAUAGCUUUAUUUUAAUUAGUGUUUCUUUGGUCUGUCUUAUAUUUAGCCUUUCUGUGUUAUUUUAGGUUAUAUACGUGCAUUUUGUGUAUCUAAUUGGAGAGUCUUGUGCUUCCAGUAGGUGAGCUUAAUCCUUUUACUUCUAACUGUUACACAUCCAUUGGUCUUGUUUUUACUAGUUUUGUAUUUUUUGCCUCAUCUUUGACUUUGCUUUAUGCCUUCUAUUGAUUUUUUUUCGUUUAACUCCUUUUUUUUUCCUCAGCCCUUAAUGUGUUAUCUUUAUUCUUUCAUGUAAAGUGAAUGACUGUCUCCAUCCUCCUCUUGAAUGAGACUACUUGGUGCCCGGGAGGAGGUGGGGGCAGAUGACCUGAAAUGUUGUACGUGUCUGCAGGGAGCAGAGUCCGCCCGGAAGGCCAAGCCCUGAGGCUGCGGCUGCAGGAGGGGCCCGGCUGGACCUCCACAUGUGCCUCUCUCUUCCCUCAGCACCUGAGUGACUGGCUCCUGCCUCAAUCCCCGGGAAGCCCAGGGUACUAGGCGAUGGCAGCUUUGCAUCUGUCUGCCCUGCCCCAGGCUGAAGUGACCUUCGAGGACGUGGCCGUGCUCCUCUCCAGGGAGGAGUGGGGCCGUUUGGGCCCUGUUCAGAAGGGCCUCUACAGGGAUGUGAUGCUGGAAACCUACAGGAACCUGGUCUCUCUGGGAGCUGGACCUGCAGGCCCCAAGCCAGAGGUGAUUACACAGUUGGAGCGAGGGGAUGAGCCGUGGGUCCCGGACGUGCAGGGGAGAGAGCGACCGACCAUCGAUGGCUCAGCUCAUGGGACCAGGACUGAGAAUCAGGAGUUGACUUCAAGCGAGAUGCUCUAUGGGGAAGAACUGGACCGACUCAGGGGGAGUUUUCUCCAGGGACCUGAGCCAGGAGAAGCCUGUGAGCAUGUCAGGGAGCCAGAGGGGAGCAUGGACGGGCCUGUGGAGCAGAGAGGCCCCAGGCCAGUCACACUGGCCAACAAAGAGAGUGGCCUGGAGUCUGGGGGAAACCUCAGGUUGGGGUCAAGCACUCUCCCUGAUCAGAGACCUCACAAAUGCGAUAUAUGUGAGCAGAGUUUUGAACAGAGAUCGUAUCUUAAUAACCAUAAGCGUGUACACAGGUCCAAAAAAACAAAUAUGGUGCGUGAUUUGGGGGAAGUUUUCACUGCAAAUUUAGUUGUUAAAGAAGAUCACAAAAUUCCUAUUGGAAAAAAAUUGCAUUAUUGUGGUUGCUGUGGGAAAGCCUUCAGGUACAGUGCUAACCUUGCCAAGCACCAGCGGCUGCACAGCGAAGAGAAGCCCUACAAGUGCGACGAGUGUGGGAAAGCCUUCCACCAGAGCUGCGAACUCAUCAAUCAUCGCAGGAUGCACUCCGGGGAGAUCCCCUACCGCUGCGAUGAGUGCGGGAAGACGUUCAAUCAGAGGCCAAAUCUCAUGAAGCAUCAAAGGAUCCACACUGGGGAGAAGCCCUACAAGUGUAGUGAGUGUGGGAAGCACUUCAGUGCCUACUCGUCCCUCAUUUAUCACCAGAGGAUCCACACUGGAGAGAAGCCCUACAAGUGCAACGACUGUGGGAAGGCCUUCAGUGACGGCUCAAUCCUCAUCCGACAUCGUCGGACUCACACUGGAGAGAAGCCAUAUGAGUGCAAAGAAUGUGGCAAAGGCUUUACCCAGAGUUCUAACCUUAUUCAACAUCAAAGAAUUCACACUGGAGAAAAACCCUAUAAAUGUAAUGAAUGUGAGAAAGCCUUCAUCCAAAAAACCAAGCUUGUUGAACAUCAGAGAAGCCACACCGGAGAAAAGCCCUAUGAAUGUAAUGACUGUGGCAAGGUUUUCAGCCAGAGCACCCACCUCAUCCAGCAUCAGAGGAUCCACACAGGAGAGAAACCCUACAAGUGUGGUGAGUGUGGGAAGGCCUUCCACAACAGUUCCAGACUCAUCCACCAUCAGAGGUCACACCACGGAGAGAAGCCGUACAAAUGCACUGAUUGCAAGAAAGCCUUCAGCCAGGGCACAUACCUCCUGCAGCACCGGAGGAUUCACACCGGGGAGAAGCCGUACACGUGCGGCGAGUGUGGCAAGGCCUUCCGGCACAGCUCCAACAUGUCCCAGCAUCAGAGGAUUCACCUCCGGGAAGACUUUUCCCCAUGACUAGGGGAGGCCCCUGAGGUCUGCUGUGCACUUCCUGCAUGUGACCCACCCAGCCCUUUACCUGCUGUCCACAUAGUGUUGUCACAGGUGAAAGAGCAUUUCUGUCUAAUUAAAAAGAGUCUUAAAACAGAAGCAGUGCAUGGUCACUUUAGAGAAAUCGAGUGAGAAACGUAAGCAAACAGGAGAAACUCCUGUAGCUUCCCCUUAGACAAAGAGAACUCACCACCACUGCGCCCGGUGUAGGUUUCGUCCAGACACACCAAACAGCAUCCUCUAGAGAAGUACUGUGGUGCUUUCUGUGCAGCUCGUUUCCUCAAUCCUAGAAAACUCACACUGGAGAGAUCUAUGUGUUUACAUUGUUUUACACAUUGUAAAUUUAAAAAAAUUGGCAUAUUGUUCAUACUUUUCUGUGUCACUUAAUAGAAUUAAUAAUUGCUUUUUUUAUUGUGGUAAAAUAAUAUACGAUGUUACAUGUACCAUUUAAACCAUUUUUGACUGUACAAUUCAGUGGCAUUAGAUACAUUCACAAUAUUGUAUAGCUAUCAGCAAAUCUGUUUCCAAACUGGUUUAUCUGAAACAGAAACUCUGCACCCAUUAAACAGUAACUCUUCACUCUCCCCCUUUCCAUUUUUCUGUCUCAGAGAAUUUGCCUAUUCUAAGUACGUCAUAUAAGUGAGGUCAUACAACAUUUGCCCUUUAUGUCCUGGCUUAUUUCACUUAGCAUAAUGUCCUCAAGGUUCAUCCGUGUUGUAGCAGGUGUCAGGACAACAUUCUUUCUUUACAGCUGAUUAAUAACUGCACUGUUUGUAGAUACCAUGUUUUGUUUACCCAUCAUUUGUUGAUAGAUUACUUGGGUGUUUCUGCCUGUUGAUUAUUGUGCAUAAUGCUGCUAUGAACAUUGGUAUACAGAUCUGUACUUGUACUUUCCCUACUUUCAGUACUUUGGGGUAUA
Globicephala melas (long-finned pilot whale) is the source of this 7188-nucleotide messenger RNA. NCBI's taxonomy places the organism in Eukaryota, Metazoa, Chordata, Mammalia, Artiodactyla, Delphinidae. The record is from RefSeq and is a predicted model, not a curated record.